Molecule: messenger RNA, 458 nt
Organism: Megalops cyprinoides (Indo-Pacific tarpon)
Lineage: Eukaryota; Metazoa; Chordata; Actinopteri; Elopiformes; Megalopidae
Gene: kiss1
Product: KiSS-1 metastasis suppressor
Exons: 3
Coding region: 123-458 (111 amino acids)
Source: RefSeq, a predicted model, not a curated record
CGGCACACAGCACGGACAAACCCUCUCACCUCCAUCCAAGCAGGGAAAAGAAGACAGACAAGCUGUGGGUUGGGUGCCUGGCAACGACAUUCACACACACACACACACACACACCCUCCACCAUGCUGCUGUUGGCUGUGAUGUUGAUGCUGGCAGCCAGGCUAGGGGAGACCUAUCCCCUUGGGUCCCUCAGAUAUACCGCAUACACUGAAGAUGAGGGCCCAGAGCAGGCAGCCAUGAGGGUCCUGAGGGAGAUGAACAGGGCAUCUACCUCAGCGCCACCCCCCUCAGGCCUCUCCGCCUCCCUACCCCUGGUCCUCACCAAUCCGCUGCUGAGGGUGGACCUCCCCAGGGGGCCACAGUGGUGGUACCCGCAGAUGCCACACCCCCAGUCUAAGAAACGGCAGAACCUCUCAUCAUAUAACUGGAACUCUUUUGGUCUACGUUACGGGAAAUGA